Messenger RNA from Pocillopora meandrina, 543 nucleotides. Lineage: Eukaryota; Metazoa; Cnidaria; Anthozoa; Scleractinia; Pocilloporidae. The record is from the annotation of a GenBank genome assembly.
AUGGGCAGCCCUGUAAGCCCUAUCGUCGCUAAUCUUUGCAUGGAGGUAGUUGAAGAAUUAGCCAUUAAUACCUCUACAGUUGCACCAAGGGUUUGGAAACGAUAUAUUGACGACAGCUUUGUUAUCAUCAAGAAAGAUGCUGUCUCCUCCUUCGAUGACGCCUUAAACUCCAUUGAUCCCAAAAUCGCUUUUACUAUCGAAGAAGAAAACAAUGGUCAAAUCUCUUUCCUGGACACGCUUGUUUCCAGGAAAAAUGGUGUUACUAGCAUUGAUGUUUACAGGAAGCCGACACACACAGAUAGAUAUCUAGAUUUUUCUUCACAUCAUGAAUUAAAACAUAAAGUCUGUGCGGCCUCGACCCUUCUAUUCCGUGCAGCCAACCUUCCGAGCACCAUUGAAGGUAAAAGACGCGAGACUGGCCACGUUACCGAAGCCCUAAAAGCUAAUGGCUACCCAUCAGUAGUUAUUUCCAACAUUUUAAAAAAGAAGUCAGCUCCGACAACUCCUCCACCAGAAGAGUUAGUGUCCAUGUUCUUCAAAUGG